Molecule: messenger RNA, 198 nt
Organism: Prunus armeniaca (apricot)
Lineage: Eukaryota; Viridiplantae; Streptophyta; Magnoliopsida; Rosales; Rosaceae
Source: the annotation of a GenBank genome assembly
AUGCUCAAAGAGAUAGGGCUGGAGAACAAGGCAGGGGUUUGGCGUAAGCACAUAGACAAGAUUGCUGAGCUCUGCUGUAUCCAUUCUUUGGAUGAAGGCAACAAUUGCUCCUGUGGUUUGGCUAAUCUUCGUCCUGUCACAUUCUUUCUAGUGGAUUUGCAAGGUGCAACUGACCUAAAUCUUCAUCAUGAACCGUAA